Molecule: messenger RNA, 1279 nt
Organism: Trichomycterus rosablanca
Lineage: Eukaryota; Metazoa; Chordata; Actinopteri; Siluriformes; Trichomycteridae
Gene: gpr82
Product: G protein-coupled receptor 82
Exons: 2
Coding region: 1-1263 (420 amino acids)
Biological process (GO): G protein-coupled receptor signaling pathway
Cellular component (GO): plasma membrane
Molecular function (GO): nucleic acid binding; G protein-coupled receptor activity
Source: RefSeq, a predicted model, not a curated record
AUGGUGUGGGGAGGCAUUUCUUUGGAGGGCCGCACAGCCCUCCAUGUGCUAGCCAGAGGUACCCUGACUGCCAUUAGGUACCGGGAUGAGAUCCUCAGACCCAUUGUGAGACCAUAUGCUGGUGCAGUGGGCCCUGGGUUCCUUCUGAUGCAUGACAAUGCUAGGCCUCAUGUGGCUGAAGUGUGUCAGCAGUUCCUGCAUGAUGAAGGCAUUGAUGCUAUGGACUGGCCUGCCCGUUCCCCAGACCUGAAUCCAAUCGAGCACAUCUGGGACAUCAUCUGUUUCCUGAGGCCUGAAAACUACCACAGUACAGUCUUGCCUUGGCUCUAUCUCAUCCUGGCUAUCCUGGGUUUUCUGACCAAUGGGUUGGCAAUAAAGGACCUCUGGAGAUCCGAGAAGACCCCCAGCGUCAUCUUUACCCUUAACAUAGUGAUGUCAGACCUGAUGUUGUGCUGCAGCUUCCCUUUUAGAGUGGCCUACUACAUAUCCUCACUUCAGUGGAAAGCUGGCACUUCCAUCUGUUUGACAACUGAGUUUUUCAUGAUUUCAUGUUUUUACAUUAACAUCUACUGUAAUAUGAGUUUUUUAUUAUGGAUCAGCAUCAACCGCUUUGCUACAGUGGUACGGCUGCGCUGGACCCUACUUCGUGCAUUCAAGCAACCACGUCACAGCUGGAUUAUCUGUCUUUCCACCUGGAUAAUAGGAACAACCUUUGUCAUUUGCCCUUUAGCAUAUAAGGCAAGCCAUAAAUCUAAAGAACAAGAACCAAUUUCUUGCUUUGAUCAAGUAAUAAAUAAUAAAAUUGAUCAAAUGAAAGGAUUGCACUUUAUAGGCGUAGGAGUCUUCUUCUUCAUGCUGGGAUUAAUGUUGCUCAGUUAUGGGCUGCUGAUUUUUCAUUUGCACAAAGUGAGCAAGGAAAGUCUGGUGGGUGCCGGAUUUGGACCUGGCAAAGGCCUGAGGGUGCGGAGAAAAAUCUUGGCCUCUAUAGUUCUGUUUGUGGCCUGCUUCCUGCCCUACCACAUCCAGAGAAUCAGAAUGGCAGCUUCAGGGGAAAAAGACUGCCAGAAGAAGCAGAAAGACUUUAGUGUAAAGACGAUGAUGAUCCUUGUAGCGGCACUAAGUUGCUGCUUGAAUCCAGUCCUCCACCUGGUGCUACAAUCACCCUGCUGCAAAGCCAAGCGCAAUGUCAGAAACCAUGCUAAACCUGACAUCUCAAAGAGUCAAGUCACACCACACAAACAUACCAAUGAUAUGACACUCUAAUUUAACCAAGAGUAAU